Messenger RNA from Amphimedon queenslandica, 662 nucleotides. Its product is annotated as disks large homolog 5-like. Gene Ontology annotation, molecular function: cell adhesion molecule binding. NCBI's taxonomy places the organism in Eukaryota, Metazoa, Porifera, Demospongiae, Haplosclerida, Niphatidae. Gene Ontology annotation, biological process: cell-cell junction organization; protein localization to cell-cell junction; cell-cell adhesion. The record is from RefSeq and is a predicted model, not a curated record. Gene Ontology annotation, cellular component: bicellular tight junction; plasma membrane. The coding region runs from base 2 to 562 and encodes 186 amino acids. The transcript has 6 exons.
CAUGUUCCAGCCAGUUAGGAUGUUAAGAGUCAACUCCCCAAGGCCCGUUAUCAUAAUGGGAGUGUGUGAGAAUGAAGUGAGACAAGCUCUCCUGGAAGACUCUGCCUUCUCUCUGCCUCCAAUAAAGUCCCACACUUCACUCACAAUGCUUAAAGACAAUGAAGGAGCCACUGAUCAUAUCCUCUUAAAGAGGACUGGAGAGAAUGUCCGCUAUUGCAUAGUAUCUGAUAUCAAAUCAAUUGCCGACCAAGAUCAACACUGUGUGUUGAUGGUAGAGCCAACACAAUUAAAGAACAAUCGUGCCCUCUCCUCCAUCAAUCCCAUCACUUUAUUGUUAUUCACUAAGAAGAGCAGCACAAUCACCUUCAAGUUCCAAGUAUACAAAUGCUCAUCUGAGACUGUCAGUAAGUAUCUUCAGGAUUUAAAGCAGAUAGAAGAUGAAUACUCGUCUUGUUUUACUGGCAAGAUUGAGAUUAGUGGCGGGUUGGACAACAUUGUCAAACAAGUUAAGAGUGAAAUAGCGUGUCAACAGAAUAUGGUCAUAUGGGAAGAAGAAGACUGAGUCAUUUUUAUUUCAUCAUAAUCAUCAGAAACAAAAUUAAUAAUUAUUAUCAUCUUUCAUUUUUAUUCUUUUAGUGUAAUGGCUGCUGCUUCAGGCAAAA